This is a messenger RNA of Zerene cesonia (dogface butterfly), 1277 nucleotides long. Its product is annotated as tRNA N(3)-methylcytidine methyltransferase METTL6. The transcript is spliced from 9 exons. The coding region runs from base 136 to 984 and encodes 282 amino acids. The record is from RefSeq and is a predicted model, not a curated record. NCBI's taxonomy places the organism in Eukaryota, Metazoa, Arthropoda, Insecta, Lepidoptera, Pieridae.
AGACGUGUUCGUUGUCGUACGUGUCGUUCAAAAUUUAAGAGUUUAAUUCAUAAAAUAUACCGUAAUGGAAGACGCGUAGCAUUAUAGAACACCGAUACGUGUGGUUUUGGUAAAAAAUCUACGAUAUAUUACAAGAUGGAAACGGAUAAAUAUAUCGCACCCAACGGCGAUGUAUUUGUGCACCGUUUGAAAGAUUUGACUGAUGAAGAAAAGGAACGCCUUGAAUUACAAAAUUCACGAAUGAUUUCUGAAGCAAAGGCUGCCAAAUUAGAGAGGGAGGCAAAAAGGCACUGGGAUAUCUUUUAUAAGAGAAAUGAAACAAAAUUCUUUCGGGACCGGCAUUGGACAACACGCGAGUUCCAAGAGUUGAUAAAUUUCGAUCCUGAGCAACAGAUAAUAUUCCUUGAACUUGGUUGUGGCGUUGGCAACAUGGUGUUUCCGCUGUUAGAAGAAGGUUUCUCAAAUUUCUACUUUUACGCAUGUGAUUUUUCACCACGUGCUAUCGAGUUCGUCAAGUCAAACAAAUUAUACGACGACUCGAGAAUAAAGGCGUUUUGCGCAGACUUAACAACCGAUGAUUUAUUUGAUAAUAUAAAUGAAAAUACUGCAGAUAUAGCCAGUUUAAUAUUUGUACUGUCUGCUAUAAAUCCGACCAUGUGGUCUCAAGUCGCCAAAGUCGCUUUUCGAGCUUUGAAGCCGGGGGGUGUGCUGCUAUUUAGAGAUUAUGGUAGAUACGACAUGGCCCAGUUGCGUUUCAAACCUGGUCACAAGAUAGCUGACAACUAUUACAUGCGGCAAGAUGGUACAAGGACUUAUUACUAUACGGAGGAAGAAUUGGCUGAUAUUUUCUCUAAGGCUGGGUUCGAGAUACUGUCGAACACCUAUGUGCAGCGCCGCACUGUAAACUUUAAAGAAGGUGUUGAUGUUCCUCGUAUAUUUGUCCAGGGGAAAUACAAAAAACCACAUGGCAUAGGUUCUGAAUGAGCAUUGACACGGAAGUGCUGUGUGAUUUUGACAUGAUUAUCAUCUAUCUUCACAUUAAUAUGGAACUAAGACAUUGGAGCACAGCUGCUGAAAAAUUGACGAAUUUUUAUAAAUAGCACCCUAUUUCCAUUUGAUUUGCUGGCCGUAGAAAUUAACUGAGAAGGCACGUCGAGGUUCAUGUAACAGAUCAACACGUCAUAAUGAUGCAUAAGGAAUAUAAAGAAGGGACAGAUGCAAUCGAGAAUGAUGGAGCCCAGAUAAAUCAUAUAUGGUAUACCACUGCAUUGCUACAA